GCUGGUGUGUACGCGCGCGCACGCCGCUGUGACAGGAAGUGUGUUCAUGAAGAACCUUCAGAACUUUCAGUACAACCUUUUCAUCCUAAAGUCAACUUCCGGUUUUUGGAGCUCGUGAGCGCGCACGGAGUGUGAACGCGCAUGUAAUGAUGAUAAUGAGCAUGAGGAACGCCCGUCACCGUCUUCCGGAACAAACUUGUGGCAGCGUUGAAGACUGAACAGGAAGUCCAGAAAGAGAGAGAGACAUAAGAAGACGCUGAGAGCGAGAGAGAGACUGUGUGUGGGAGGAAGCGAGGAAGUGUGUGUGUGUGUGUGUGUGUGUGUGUGUGUGUGUGUGUGUGUGCGUGGGGAGAGAUGACAGAGUUCUGGGUGUGCUUUAGCUGCUGUAUCGCCGAACAGCCGCAACCAAAGAGGAGAAGGCGGAUCGAUCGCUCGAUGAUCGGAGAGCCGACCAACUUUGUACAUAUGACACAUGUGGGAUCAGGAGAUAUGGGGAUGGGCCUGUCAGCGGUGAACUCUGUACAGGCACAGAUGAAAUCAAAAGGCGGUUAUGGGAACGGCACACCGGAGAGUGUUCAGUGAUCCGUGUGGACGCCAGUGUGUGUGACCUGCUGAACUGAAACAGUGAGGAUGAGGAGCAACGCUGGAUUUAAACUCAUAUAAAUAUAUAUAUAUAUAUAUAUAUAUAUAUAUACACACACACACACACACACACACACACACACACACACACACACACACUGAGUCAGAGCACUGGUCUACUGGUCUGUGAGACGCGUGUAUAUCUGCCUAAUCACACUGUUAGACGCUUUCAGCUUUCUGAUCAGAGUGUAAACGUUCACGCCCACGCUCGCCACUCCGACCAAUCAGCACCCGGCUUCCAUCGAAACCCCGCCCCCUUCUUUCAUCUUUCUUUCCACCUUUUUCUCUCUUUAACCAUGGACGCUUUAUUUAUUUGGUGAUUUGUCUCGGGGGUUAAAACAUGGUGGCUGGGCCACUGCACGCACACACACACACACACACACACACACACACACACACACUCAAGUUGAACCGAUGAGCGAGCGUGAGCAUUACAUUGAACACAAACAGACGUAAAUAACGAGCUUUUUUUUUUUCACGAUUUUAUAUCUUUGAUAUGAAUUUAUGAAUAUAUUCCGUGGGAUGUAGAAUAUGGAAUAUGGUUCUUUAUUUUUUUAAAGCUUUUUAAACGUGCUGUGUUCAUCCUGAACUUGACAUGUGCAACCUCACUGUAACGUCUUCCCACGAUGCUCUCCUUCACCACGUUAAAACAGCUGGAGGAGUUUUGUACAGAUGUUUUGAUGCCCAAAUAAAUGAUGCCAAGCAGCA
This is a messenger RNA of Silurus meridionalis, 1350 nucleotides long. RefSeq names its product CDC42 small effector protein 2-like. The record is from RefSeq and is a predicted model, not a curated record. Gene Ontology annotation, molecular function: small GTPase binding. NCBI's taxonomy places the organism in Eukaryota, Metazoa, Chordata, Actinopteri, Siluriformes, Siluridae. The transcript is spliced from 5 exons. Gene Ontology annotation, cellular component: plasma membrane. Gene Ontology annotation, biological process: regulation of Rho protein signal transduction. Bases 355 to 582 code for a protein of 75 amino acids.